UUCACACUUGGAGGGGGGAACCCGGAGUCCCUCAACGACGGAAUAGUCCUGAGAGGGAACGCCGAGGGCGCACAGGUGACGACUAAGCGGACAACUGAGUUUUAGUGGACUAGACAGUCAGCAGCCAUGCAGAUCUUCGUGAAGACCCUCACGGGCAAGACUAUCACCCUUGAGGUGGAGUCGUCCGAUACGAUCGACAAUGUGAAGGCCAAAAUUCAGGACAAGGAGGGAAUCCCUCCCGACCAGCAGCGCCUCAUCUUCGCCGGCAAGCAGCUGGAGGACGGCCGCACCCUGGCGGACUACAACAUCCAGAAGGAGUCAACCCUCCACCUGGUGCUCCGCCUUCGUGGUGGCGCGAAGAAGCGCAAAAAAAAGCAGUACACCAAGCCCAAGAAGCUUAAGCACAAGAAGAAAAAGGUGAAACUCGCGGUGCUGCAGUUCUACAAGGUGGACGACAGCGGCAAGGUGCAGCGCCUGCGCAAGGAGUGCCCGAACCCUGACUGCGGCCCGGGUACCUUCAUGGCCAACCACUUCGACCGCCAUUACUGCGGCAAGUGCGGGCUCACGUACGUGUACAAGAAGGAAGGCGGUGACGAGUAGAGUGGCUGGUGCUGAGUGAUGUGGGGAGGCAGAGGUGCUGCUGACCAGAGUGGUGGAUUGGGGUUGUGCUUGCUGUGCCAUGUCUAGGCGUUGCGUAGCUUGUACCUGCUCCUUUCCUGUCUGGAACAGAGUCGCUGAAUCAUGAGAGUUAUCUAAUAUUGGGUGAUGUUGGGAAGUAUGUCAUCUACAGCCUGCUACCCACCUUCGGUCCCAUAUCUCGUGUACCCCAGGCGCAGCUAGUUUCCCCCGGCAGCUAGUAAUCUGCAGCGCACAAUACGCAAUGCACUUACGUUGUAACGACAAAGUUACUAUACAGGCUUACCUUAGGGGGUUGGAAAAUGUUUGGGCAGGGAGGUAGAAAGUUGAGGAAUGGGGGAGUGAGCUGCAGGUGAGCAAGCACUUCGCCAGUUUUUUUCACGAACUAUGUUGUCGUUAUCGGCGAAGAAUCUCGGGUAUCCCACUUUCGCGGGGGGAAAAUGUCUCGCAAACUGCUGUUCUGAAAUUCGAGUUUCCUUUUUCAAUCCCACCGUCGGCAGACUGAAGAAGUGCCACUCUUUUCCUAUGACGCAGCUUUGCUCGUGUUGGUGGUACCUCGUAUUGACUACCAACUGGAGAGCCUGACGUAAGAACCGGGGUAUCGAACUGACUAGUACUACCAUACGGUCAUUGUGUGGUUCUUCUUUUGUCUUCGUAGUCUCUGCGUGGUAAUACCUUACCGAACGUGCCGGCUCACCUCGUCCAUCACCGUUCACGCGUUGCUCCGACAGAGAUACGAUCAUCGUUGCGUCUGACAUUGCACCUGCACGCCCAAGUCCUUCCACUCGAGCACCGCCGGUGUUUACGGCCAUGCCACGUGGCACGCGGGUCGCCAUUACGAAGCAUGGCGGCCGCGAUUCGCGCCUGCUAUCGCUCCCAGACGAGCUCCUCGAUGCCGUUCUCAGCCGCGUCGACCACCCCUCCGAUCGCUGCAGCGUCGCGCUUACCUGCUCGCGCCUCCGCCGCAUCUCGCGCUGCACGCCUCACGUGCUUCGCGUCGAGUUCAUGUCGUACCAACGGCCGGGACGCUUCAAAAUCCGCGGAUGGCUGAGCGAUUUCGACGAGAAAUCGAGGGUAUUUCCCCGCAUUACCAGCCUGACCGUUCACGUGACAAACACCCUGCGGGACUACUUACUGGCGGGCAUCGGCGCGGGCUGCGCGCGCCUGGAAGAGCUGAGCCUGCUGGCGCCGCAGUGGGUGUACUUUGACAUCACCUCUAGCGGGUGGCGGACGCUUGCGCGGGGAUGCCCCCUGUUGACUCAUCUGGAGCUCGACUCCCGUCAAGCCCGCUCCGCUUACCGCUACAAGGAUAGGACCGCCCUGCCGCCCCUCUGCGCCUUCCGCUCUCUGCGCUCCUUCACCCUCCGCUUCCCCGCGAAGGACAUCUCCCCCCUCCUCCGCUGCUCCUCCCUCACCGCCCUCUCCCUCUGGCAGCCCACCGGCGGCUCCCUCGCCCUCCUCGCCUCCCCCUCCUCCUCCGUCCGCCAGUCCCUUCAAUCCCUCACUCUCUAAUCCGCCAGCCUAACCAACUACCUGCCCUGCCUCUCCUCCUUCACCCUCCUCUCCUCCCUCUCCCUCCACUCGUGCUUGUUCAACCCAUGCGAGCUGCACUCCCUCUCUCGCUCCAUCCACGCCCUCACCCACCUCACCAUUGACUCCUGCCCCCUCGUCUGCAGCCGCGCACUGGCAGCCAUGGUUCGAGCCAACCCCGCCCUCUCCUCCCUCUCCCUCACCGGCUCCUCUUACCGCCUCUUCAGCGCCAGAAGGCUGUCAACCGUGCUACACAUGCCGUAUAGCAAGCUCGACACGCUCACGCUCUCAGGGCUGCCUUCGUUCCGCCCUGCCAUGCUUGCUGACUGCAGCAGUCUGCGAUGCCUGACUCUGAAAGGGGCAGAGGGGUCGCUGGAAGAGCUUGUGUGCAUGCUGGUGAGGGUGGAGACGAGGGUAUGGGAACGGGAGGAAUGGGGGGAGGGAGGGGAGGGAGGAGAGGAGGGAGAUGGCGAGGUAGUUAUUGACAGCCAAGAGGGAGAGGGCACGGUUGCCGUUCCAGCAGCAGCAAUGGCCGCGGGAGCAGCAACACCAGCCCAAGCAGCAGCAGCAGCAGCAGCAGCAGCAGGAGAAGCCGCACCAGCAGCACCGGAGAAGAGGGUCGGAGAACGUACGUCGAUAUCCGUGCAGGAGCAGCGGCGGUGAUUGCGGAUUUAGCCUCGUCUUUGGACGAUGUUGGCAAGCUGUUCAAAGCAGCCAUGGAGUGCCUGCCCCGUGCGCGCUCCGCAGCCCAUUCCGCGCGGCACUCUGAGUCGCUCUACUCCAUCAAGAUUGCCAAUAAGAGGGCUGUUACUGCCAUCUCGGCCUGCCAGUCCGCCUGUGCAGGGGCGCAGGAUUUCAAUAUGGCCAGGAGGAGGCAAUUCGCUAUCAAGCGCGCCUUUAGUGCUGCUCAAGCUGCAGGGAUUUUCAGAGAGAAUGCUAGCUUAAACAGCGGAGACGAUGACGAAGAAGAAGAGGAAGUAGACGAAGAAGAAGAGGAAGAAACGGGGUUGGGAGAAAGAGGCUUGGGAGCAUUCUCACAAUUGCUGCUCACUGAUGAAGAGUAUACGGCUGGAGCAGCGCCAGAGUUCAUAGGUAACAUGGUGGAGUCGGAGCCCGGUGCUGACGACGCACCCGAGGCGUCGCGGCCGCAGCUGCUGGCUGUGCUGGACGGGCUCGAGGCGCAGAUGCGCACGCACUCCUCUGCACUGAAUGAGAGUUUUGAAGCCCUGCGCGCGCAGAUGAUUGCUCAGGAGAGGAGUGAGCCUGCGCUGGUAGUGGCUGGGGAACUAGCUGCAGCUGCGCUGCGAGCAGCCACACUGGUGGCGCCAGCAGCCGCGGUUGUGGUUCCAGCAGCUGCCGUUGCGGUGCCAGCAGCAGCUGGGCCGCCAGCAGGGUUUGUGGUGGCAGCAGCGGUUGGGAUGGCAGCAGCGGUUGGGGUGGCAGCAGGAACCCCAGGAGGGAUGCAGCAGGUUCAAGGGGGGGUACACGGGGAGGGAGUGCAAGAGCAGGGAGGACAAGGGGAGGAACCUCCUCAAGAGGAGGGGACUGGAGGGCAGCCAGGCAGCAGGCUCGCAGCAGCUGAAGCAGCCCAAGGAAUGGAAAGGGCAGUACCUGUGGAAGUGGCAUGCCCUUGCCUCGACUCCCUGGUUCUAGAGAAUAUCCAGUUUCUCCCUACCCUUGAUUCUUCUUGGCUGCCUACAGACCUUCCGUCUACAUCCCCGCCCAUGUGCCUUGCUUCCCUUAUCUCCGCUUCCGCCUCGCGCCUCUCACCUUCCUCUUCCUUCCCUGGUUCCUCCCCGAGCCUUACAGUUCAGAACCACUCGUUUGAGAGCAUUGCGUGGGCGGCGGUGCUUGGGCGGCUGAAGCGGCUGGCACUGGUGCAUUGCAGAGAGGUGGGGGAGGAGCAGCUGAAGGGGGUGCUGCAUGCAUGCCAGUGGCUGGUGGAGCUGAGGGUGGAGCACAGCGAGGCCAUGUCUGACGCACUGCUGCUUGCAACCACACUCCACACCCUCACCCAUGCCACUCUGGUUGACUGUGACUGGGUCACUUCUGCUGGCAUCACAGGGGUGCUUGGAAGUUUUCCUGCAUUGAGGCAUUUGAAGGUGGAAGCGGACAAGGUUCCUGAAAGGGCUCGAAGGAACCUGCUUCGUGCUGGCGUCGUGGUGAGGGGGAUGUGAGUUUGUAGCUGAUGCAGUGGGCAUGGCAACUGAGAGGGGGAUUUGUGCCUUUGCUGUGGUGUAGAGUGCUUGAAUGUUUGUGCCUCAUUUUGGUGGUGCUCAUGGAACCAGGUUGUUAAUUGC
Closterium sp. NIES-67 is the source of this 4466-nucleotide messenger RNA. The record is from the annotation of a GenBank genome assembly. Lineage: Eukaryota; Viridiplantae; Streptophyta; Zygnematophyceae; Desmidiales; Closteriaceae.